GACAUGUAGGGCUGUCAAAAAAAUAAUAUUAAGUGUCAAAAUUCGCGGGCUGAUAACUGAUUUUAUCUUUUGUUCUGGUGUUGAAAUGAUAACGUUUUAUUUUAUAACUUGAUAAGAACUUUCUGUAGCUUUAGUGAGAACAUAAGUGUAGAUAAAGUCAAAAUGACAAAAGUUCCGACAGUAAUCCACUGGUUUCGUUUAGAUUUACGCAUCCAUGACAACCUCGCACUUCGAAACGCAAUUAACGAAGCAGAAAAUCGAAAACACUACCUCAGACCCAUAUAUGUGAUAGACCCAAAUAUCAAGAAUAGAGUUGGUUUAAACAGAUUACGUUUCCUACUCCAGAGUUUACAAGACUUGGAUAUGAACUUGAGGAAUAAAAACAGUCGGCUUUAUAUCAUAAGAGGUAAUGCCAUGGAAGAAUUGCCAAAACUAUUUGAAAAAUGGCAAGUUAAGAACAUUACUUGCCAAGUUGACAUAGACCCAGAAGUUGUACAACAAGAUGAGUUUAUUGAAGAAAUUGCUGAGAAAAAAGGGAUUUUUAUAAACAAACGAGUCCAACACACCGUGUAUGAUGUACACAGGGUAUUAAAAAAUAAUAAUGGAGCAGUCCCUUUGACUUAUCAGAAAUUUCUAUCAUUAGUCAAUGACUUGCCAGUUAAGGAAUGCAUUGAGUUAACAAAGUCAGUACCUGAUGAAUGUAAACCACCAGAUUUUGAGUCAAAUAAAUAUAAUAUACCUAGUCUUGAUGAAUUAGACAUAGAUGACACCAAUCUUGAGCCUCUUAAAUACCCUGGUGGUGAAACUGAGGCCAUAAAAAGACUCAAUCUCUAUAUGUCAAAGAAGCAAUGGGUGUGUAAAUUUGAAAAGCCCAAUUCUUCACCAAACAGUAUAGAACCAAGCACAACAGUUCUAAGUCCAUACAUAAGUCAUGGUUGUUUAUCAGCUAAAUUAUUUUACCAUAAAUUAAAGGAGGUGGAAAGAGGUUCACAGCACACAUUGCCUCCUGUUUCCUUAUUAGGGCAACUCAUGUGGAGAGAAUUCUACUAUACCGCAGGUGCAGGUACCAACAACUUUGAUAAAAUGGUUGGGAAUCCUCUGUGCAUGCAGAUCCCUUGGGGUAAAAAUGAGGAGCAUUUAAAAGCUUGGGCUGAGGGUAGGACCGGUUACCCCUUUGUGGAUGCAAUAAUGAGGCAGUUAAAACAAGAAGGCUGGAUCCACCAUUUAGCUAGGCAUAUGGUAGCUUGCUUCCUUACUAGAGGAGAUUUAUGGAUAUCAUGGGAGGAGGGAGCCAAAGUGUUUGAAGAGUACCUCCUUGAUUAUGAUUGGUCUUUAAAUGCUGGUAAUUGGAUGUGGCUGUCUGCUUCAGCCUUCUUCUAUAAAUAUUUUAGAGUUUACAGUCCUGUUGCAUUUGGGAAGAAAACUGAUAAAGAAGGGCUGUAUAUCAAGAAGUAUGUGCCAGAGUUGAAAAAGUUUCCCAGUAGUUUUAUCUAUGAGCCUUGGAAAGCUCCAAAAUCAAUACAGACUGCUGCUGGAUGUGUAAUUGGAGUUGAUUACCCUAAAAGAAUUGUUGAUCAUGAUAAAAUCCAUAAAGAAAAUAUGCAAAAAAUGAAUAUUGCCUACAAAGCUAACAGAGAGAAAAAAGCUGUAAAAAGGCCAAGAUCAUGAAGAUGUAAUUUUUUAAGCAAACGAAAUAAUGUUUUUUUUUUAUAAUAAUUGUUAAAUAGGAAAUAAAGUAAGUGGUAUCUGAAA
Molecule: messenger RNA, 1752 nt
Organism: Manduca sexta (tobacco hornworm)
Lineage: Eukaryota; Metazoa; Arthropoda; Insecta; Lepidoptera; Sphingidae
Gene: phr6-4
Product: cryptochrome-1
Exons: 2
Coding region: 163-1668 (501 amino acids)
Biological process (GO): circadian regulation of gene expression; entrainment of circadian clock by photoperiod
Cellular component (GO): nucleus; cytoplasm
Molecular function (GO): DNA binding; FAD binding
Source: RefSeq, a predicted model, not a curated record